UCUGCCCUGGGGACAGGACUUGGAUGGGUGCGCGGUGUCAAUGAUGCCUAUUGAGGAGGCCCGUCUCUCCACGUGAUUGGGGUCCCUGGGGACCCCGAGUUUUCCUCUCUGGGUCCCCGGCAUGCAAGGUCGGGCGUCGGGGAGUCCCGACCUCAGACGGAACCGGCUGAGCGCGGCCGCCUAGGGGGCGCCUAGGUGCCCGGGGAAUUGGCUUUUCCCCGCCCUGGGGAGUCCACAGGCCGAAGGUCGCAAAGGGCGAGGCUGCAGCCUUGGGAAGCGGAGCCAUGGCUGAGCUGCCGUGGACGAAGGCCGGAAAACCCAAACGCUGCUCACUUCAUUCAGUGAUCUUUCUCCUAAUCGUCAUGCUCGUCUUGGUCUUCUUUGGCACUGGUGUCCUAAACCCAAGAAUCCCGAUGCUGGGGACCAGGCAAGAAGGAACAGGUGAAGCUGCUGGGAGACCGACCAGCCUGCAAGUUGUGACAUUACCGAGGAUGGUUUAUCCCCAGCCCAUGGUGCUAACACCGUCUAGGAAAGACGUCCUUGUCCUGACCCCUUGGCUGGCCCCCAUCAUCUGGGAGGGGACCUUCAACAUUGACAUCCUGAAUGAGCAGUUCCGGCAGCAGAAUGUCACCAUUGGACUCACCGUGUUUGCCAUCAAAAAGUAAGUGGUGAAAUGACAGAGGUAGGGACCAGGAGGUACGAGUGACCAGGGACAUCUUGUGUCCAGUGCUGAGUGGGGUGGGGUCCUGCCCGCCCUCCCAAGGGGUGGAUGUGAAAGUGAGAGCCCAGAGUCACUGCAGGGGCUCGGCCUGACUCUCCAGAUGGUCUCCCAGUGCUGGCCUGUAUUGCAGCAUUGGGGGGAGGGUGUGUGUCCCCUACUUACCGAAGUGCUCGCCUUCCCAGUGAGGGAUUCACUAACCUGCCAGUUCAGGGCAGACACAGGCGAAGCCCCUCUGUGCUGUUCGAGAACUCAGAGCCUCUGAGGGCUCAACACACUUGCCUGAUGCUGGGGGAGCUGCUGUCCCCAUGAUGGGGAGCUCGUGGCCCUAGGGGACCUCAGGGAAGAACCAGCCAUCUGAGGCAGUUGGAAAAGACUUCCCCAGGCAGGGAGGACCUACGAGCCAGACCUAGAAGCUGACACCCCUGGACUCUAGGUCGGGGCCCAAGCAAGCCCCGUCUUCUGGUUUCCUCGGUUCCCCUUUACUCCUCACAUGCUGGACCUGGUUCAUGACGUGGGUAAGGGCGGAGUUCAGGGUGACCCCUCCGAGGACAACCAGCAGUUUACCGAGGACCUUGUCAGUCUGCCGCCCUGCAGCCUUCAAGGCAGGACACUUU
This is a messenger RNA of Hipposideros armiger (great roundleaf bat), 1335 nucleotides long. RefSeq names its product histo-blood group ABO system transferase-like. Gene Ontology annotation, molecular function: glycoprotein-fucosylgalactoside alpha-N-acetylgalactosaminyltransferase activity. Gene Ontology annotation, cellular component: vesicle; Golgi apparatus; membrane. Gene Ontology annotation, biological process: carbohydrate metabolic process. The record is from RefSeq and is a predicted model, not a curated record. Lineage: Eukaryota; Metazoa; Chordata; Mammalia; Chiroptera; Hipposideridae. The coding region runs from base 285 to 665 and encodes 126 amino acids. The transcript is spliced from 6 exons.